Messenger RNA from Condylura cristata (star-nosed mole), 4514 nucleotides. It is a transcript of the gene NMT1, whose product is annotated as N-myristoyltransferase 1. NCBI's taxonomy places the organism in Eukaryota, Metazoa, Chordata, Mammalia, Eulipotyphla, Talpidae. Gene Ontology annotation, cellular component: cytoplasm. Gene Ontology annotation, biological process: N-terminal peptidyl-glycine N-myristoylation. The record is from RefSeq and is a predicted model, not a curated record. Gene Ontology annotation, molecular function: glycylpeptide N-tetradecanoyltransferase activity. The coding region runs from base 46 to 1539 and encodes 497 amino acids. The transcript has 12 exons.
AGCCCCCAUGUAGCGAGGCUCGGAGGCCGGCUCUCGCAACUCAAGAUGGCGGACGAGAGUGAGACAGCAGUGAAGUCGCCGGCACCUCCGCUGCCGCAGAUGAUGGAAGGGAAUGGAAACGGCCAUGAGCACUGCAGCGACUGCGAGAACGAGGCGGACAACAGCUACAACCGGGGUGGUUUGAGUCCAGCCAAUGACACUGGAGCCAAAAAGAAGAAAAAGAAACAAAAGAAGAAGAAAGAGAAAGGCAGUGAGAUGGACUCGGCCCAGGAUCAUCAGCCUGUGAAGAUGAACUCCUUGCCAGCAGAGAGGAUCCAGGAGAUACAGAAGGCCAUCGAGCUGUUCUCCGUGGGCCAAGGGCCUGCCAAAACCAUGGAGGAGGCGAGCAAGCGAAGCUACCAGUUCUGGGACACGCAGCCUGUUCCCAAACUGGGAGAAGUGGUGAACACCCACGGCCCCGUGGAGCCUGACAAAGACAACAUCCGCCAGGAGCCCUACACCCUGCCCCAGGGCUUCACCUGGGACGCUUUGGACCUGGGGGACCGUGGCGUGCUGAAAGAACUAUACACCCUCCUGAAUGAGAAUUACGUGGAAGAUGAUGACAACAUGUUCCGAUUUGAUUACUCCCCAGAGUUUCUGCUGUGGGCUCUCCGGCCGCCUGGCUGGCUCCCCCAGUGGCACUGUGGGGUUCGAGUGGUCUCCAGUCGGAAACUGGUUGGGUUCAUCAGCGCCAUCCCAGCAAACAUCCACAUCUAUGACACAGAGAAAAAGAUGGUGGAGAUCAACUUCCUCUGUGUGCACAAGAAACUGCGCUCCAAGAGAGUGGCUCCAGUCCUGAUCCGAGAGAUAACCCGGCGGGUUCAUCUGGAGGGCAUUUUCCAAGCUGUUUACACUGCCGGGGUGGUAUUACCAAAGCCUGUUGGCACCUGCAGGUACUGGCAUCGGUCACUAAACCCACGGAAGCUGAUUGAAGUGAAGUUUUCCCACCUGAGCAGAAAUAUGACUAUGCAGCGUACCAUGAAGCUCUACCGACUGCCAGAGACUCCCAAGACAGCUGGACUGCGACCAAUGGAAAAAAAGGACAUUCCAGUAGUGCACCAGCUCCUCACCAGGUACCUGAAGCAGUUCCACCUCACGCCGGUCAUGAGCCAGGAGGAGGUGGAGCACUGGUUCUACCCCCAGGAGAACAUCAUCGACACGUUUGUGGUGGAGAAUGCCGGCGGAGAGGUGACAGAUUUCCUGAGCUUUUAUACGCUUCCCUCCACCAUUAUGAACCAUCCAACUCACAAGAGUCUAAAAGCUGCUUAUUCUUUCUACAAUGUUCACACCCAGACCCCUCUGUUAGACCUCAUGAGCGACGCCCUCGUGCUUGCCAAAACGAAAGGGUUUGACGUGUUCAAUGCACUGGAUCUCAUGGAGAACAAAACCUUCCUGGAGAAGCUCAAGUUUGGCAUAGGGGAUGGCAACCUGCAGUAUUAUCUCUACAAUUGGAAGUGCCCCAGCAUGGGGGCAGAGAAGGUUGGGCUGGUGUUACAGUAACCAGUUGCCAGUGAGAAUCUGGAUAAAGCCACUGAGAAUUCAAACCAGGAAACGGAACCCCACCACUUGUUGGUCCAGUUUUCACAAACGUGAGAAUCCUUGGCAAAGGGAGCAGAAUUGAACCGGCUUUAGCAAACCGCCAAUGAACUUGACGAUUGUAUUGCGAUCGUGUAGGCUGCGUGAUGUCACCUCUGGCCGUGUCUCUGGUCUCCCUGUUUUCCAAUUAAUUACAUCCUUUUGCAGCCAUGAUCAAGGGAAUGUAACUGCUGAAAACUAGCUCGUGAUUGGCAUACUAUGGAGUUAACGGGUGAAUAAUAAAAGUAUAUAUAUUAUAUAUAUAUAUAUAUAUAUAAAUAUUUUAAAUAUCUUUCAUGUUCCAAAUGUGCAAGGAUGUCUGGUCUCUGAUGAAAAACUGAAUCCAGAUCAUUCCUCAGAAUUCGAAUCCAAGGUCAGUGCAGACAAACACAUUGGUACAGUGGAUUGUUUGCUUCUGAAGCAGGCUUGACUCUUCUUGGGGGAGCAGGGAAAGAAGAAUCCCCUGCAGUGGGGAGUCUUCUCCAGUGCUCUUCUGACUGGGCUGGAGUAUUGGCUUCAGGAGGCAGGGGGAGGAGAGGGCUGCCAGAGGGGCCGGGCCCCUUCCGCAUCCUGGAACCGGGCAGCAGCGACAGUGCUUGGAAGCAGAUUGUGUUCAUCGCGCGCCCCCCACUCCUGCCUGCCCCCUCUAGCAAGUCACCCUGCCAACGGCUUACAGGCUCUUCAGCCAGCUGUUGCCAACCGUAUGGGGGCACAUUCCCUGUGCAAUGUGUUUCUCCGCUGCCUGGGACGACUGGCAGUGUGAGGGGACCCUGGACCUCCUUGUGGCAUCUGGGACCUUGGAGACCCCAGCAGUGCAAGCCCUGCUUGGCUCACCUUAGAGCAAAAAGCCAGCACCCUGACACCCCCAGGGUGGCCGGGCAAGUACGGCGUGGGGCCCAGACCCCGCAGCCCCUGGCCUGUGCCUUCCAACCCGUCAGCUGUUGUGCUCCUAGGAGUUCAGGGCACAGCCCACGGGCACUGGUGGUCAGAGCCGCUCUCGACUCGGCAGCAGAAGUGAUUUCUUGUCACCAUUGUCUGAAUCUGAUUUUCGCUGAUGUUUUGUGGACUUGGUGGUGGUGGUUUGGUUACUGACGGUGCCGCUGGGGCGUGGCCGCCCCUGGAGGCCUUCCUCUGCGCGCACAGCCCGGUGGCCUGGGCGGGAGUGCACUGUGGAAUUGUUAGCCUCCACGCCCCACAGGCCGGUGUGUGGCUUUUGCUCUGGGAGGAAGUAAGUGGGUGGCUAGCCGGUGUGCAGGUGGGGGUCCCUGGCUGCUUUCACUCCUCGGCUCCUUGCCCCCCGCACUCAGCCCAGUGGUGCCACUAACUGAAGCCCUGCUCUGCAGGCCAGCAGGGCUGCAUUCAGGCGGUGGGUCUGGGUGAGCCUUGCCAGAGGCUAAUUUUCUGAGUCCCCAAAGCUGGAGGAGGUGCUUGGGAUGGGGCCACACCUUUGGCGGCUUGUGCCACCCUCUGCAGACAGCUCCUGGCGCCAGCAGCGCCACUGCACUGGAUUGUCAUCAGGCUUCUGGGCACCUCCCUUGGGCGUUGUUCUGUGCGCACACUGCAGGCCCAGGACCGCGGCUGAUUCUUGACUCCUUGACUCCAAGAUACCCAGACCAAAGAAGCUGCUGUUCUCAGCAAGAUGCGCACUGCAUUCUGCAGCCAGAGGCGUCGGGAAAAGGGGCCUUAACAGCCUCAGCCAUCGGACCCAGCCCCCCAGUCUCUGGGCCGCUUUACGGAUGUUGGAGAACAAAGCAUCCGCUUCCUGCCUGCCUGCCUGGGGCCUGGAGUGUGGAAAGGCUCCCUGCCGUAGGCUUGCUUGGCUCUGGGCCAGGACCCUGAGCUGCCUCUGAGUUUCGGGGUGCACCACAGCCCCGGUAGUGUGCUUUGCUUGGGUUGCCCAGGUUGUGGAAUGGAAACCGUGAGGUCUCAGUGACUGCUCUAGAAGAAAAAGAUUUCCUGGAGACAUCCCAGUAGCUCCCUCCAAAACCACAUGGUGCACUGCUUAGACUGCUGGUGUCUCCUGGCAGGAGCCUGCCCCGGUCUGCAGGAUUCAGCUCGGUGGCUGCCGUCGGUCUCCUUCCUGUCCUCUGGGUUUUUCCAUGGUUUCCGGUCAGAGCGAACCACGGCUUGGGGUUGGGGGCCUCCCCACAAGCCUUGCAGAAUGCAGGUGCCAGGGUGGCUGGAACCACACAAGGGAAGAUCCGGGGCCUCCAAGCUCGCCACUGACCUGCCUCAGGCAGCAGCUGUCCCAGUCUGUGCCGCCAGAGUUCCUCUCGGACCCUGGGCUCUGGACUCCAUGUGUCCAGCAGACUCUGCCUUUGGGUUGACUCUGUAUCCCUGACUCCACGGCAUGUCCCUAUUGCCUCUGGUCCCUGUAGGGAGAGCUGGCCAGAAAGGAGGGCUCAGCUCUACACUGAGGUCCGCACAGGGGCUCGGGCCUGCUUCCGAAGAGGCGGACGUCGGCUUGAAGGCCGGCCCACACCAAGCUUGAACACCUCGGUAGAAUGAAAAACAAGGCCUUGUCUACAGCGCCCUCCUCACUUGCUGGCCAGUGAGGCCCAGAGGUGGGUGUCCCUGUGGUCUUGAAUUCUUUGCCCAAAGAUGACCAGCACUUAACCAACCUAAGGGAGGCUCAGAGCUGCAGUCUGGGAAGGGGGAGGGAAGGCAGGCCUGCAGACCCCUCCCGGGGAGGCUGUGAUAGGCAGGUGUAUGCCAAGUGAGUGCCGGUGCUGUGCAGCAUCUGGGAAUAGGGAAGGGGGAAGUUUCUUCACCUUCUUGUCUGGGCUUUUCUCUGAACUGUGGGAGGGGCGUCCACUUCCAGGGUGGGGGAGGAAAUACGAACUGCGAUGUUGUUCCCCUGGAGACUGCUCACUCGUUUCUAAUAAAGCAGCUGAACAAAA